AUUCAUGAUUCUCAUUUCAAAUCGAUUUGACAAAAAUUUUUGGUUUAAUUAUUUUGUGCGCAUUUCGUUUCAUCAAUUCGUUUCAAUUUGUGUUAAUUGAUUGAUUAAUUUAAACAAACAAAAAGAUGAUAUUAAAACAAUUAAUAAUAAUAAUGGCUACAUUAGCCAUUGUUUGUUAUUGUCAAUUACCCGGUACCGGUAUUAUACGUAAAUUAACACCAAAUCAACAAAAAAUUAUGGAUACAAUUGAUAAACGUACCGAUCAGAUAACACAAUUUUUAUCCAUUGCUAAUCUACAACCGAAUGAAACAUUUUCAAAAUUAUUUCCAUCAUUAUCGAAAAUAAGUUUAAGUAAAAUUAAAGAAUGUUAUGAUAUGUCUGUUAAGGAUGAAGAAUAUAAUUUUUUUGAUCAAAAUCUUGCAUCAACACUUCGUACAUAUUAUAAAAAUUUUCCAGAAAAUUUUGAUGUAAAACAAUUCCCAAAACGUAUGAAAAAUCUAUUCGAUUCAAUGAUGCAAAUUGCAAAUUAUACAAUAGCCUGUAUUGCGGAUAUUGGUGAAUAUCAACUUGGUCUAACACAGCUAUCCGAUUGGGAUGAUAAAGAAUAUAAAAUAUUAUUGGGUGAAAAAAUAUCCAAUAAUAUUGAUAAUGAUUAUAAUAAUCGUAAACAAGGAAAAUCAUCAAGAAGUGGUAAUCGUUCACCAUCAUUAGGAUCAUUGAAUCCAUUAUCAGGUAAUCGAAAUCGUGGUGGUGGUGGUGGCAGCAGUGGUAAUAAUGGUGGACGUUUACGUUUAAAACGUGCAAUUGAAGUUGCCGAUGAAUGUAAAGCUAAAAAUCGUGAUAAAUUACCAAAAACAUUUGAUUGGCGAAAAAAAGGUAUGGUUACUGAACCAAAAUUUCAAAGUAAAUGCGGUAGCUGUUGGGCAUUUGUAUCAACAUCAAUAGUUGAAAGUGCAUAUCUAAUCAAUGGUUUAACUAAAAAUAAAAGUUUUGAUCUAAGUGAACAAGAAUUGAUUGAUUGUGCAAAGAAAAAUGGUAAAGGAUGUAAUGGUGGUACAGCAAUAGAUUCAUUCAAUUAUAUGCUUACCGUUGAUGGUCUUACUGAUGAAUCAUCAUAUCCAUAUGAAUCAAAAGAUGGAAAUUGUCGUGGAACGAAAAAAAAUCGUGCUGCUGUUAUCGAUGAUUAUUGUGUUCGUGGAAAAUAUGUAACAUUGAAUGGAAAAAAAGAAGAAUUAUCCGAUGAAGAUAUACAAUAUUUAAUUAAAGAAUUUGGACCAGUUUAUAGUACAAUCAAUGCAGAUGAUUUGGCUAAUAUGAAAAAUUUAAAAAAAGGUGUUUAUAAAAAUAAAAAAUGUGAUAAGAAAACCAAUCAUGCAAUCGUUAUUGUUGGUUGGGAUGAAAAAGCAUGGAUUGUUAAAAAUAGUUGGGGUACUGGUUGGGGUGAUAAAGGAUUUUUCCGUAUGAAACGUGGUGAAAAUUUAUGCGGUAUUAAUACCUAUAUUAUAUUUCCAUUGGUUGGACUUGAAUGAUUUUUAAAUUCGAUUUGAAUUUUUUGAAUUUUUUUUAUCUGUUGAUGUUGAUGAUGAUGAUGAUGAUGAAAAAUCACUAACAAAAAUGUUUGUUUUUUUUUUGCCAAUAUUUUUCAAUAAAAAUAAAAUGUUAUUUUCUGAUCAA
Dermatophagoides pteronyssinus (European house dust mite) is the source of this 1674-nucleotide messenger RNA. RefSeq lists its product as uncharacterized. NCBI's taxonomy places the organism in Eukaryota, Metazoa, Arthropoda, Arachnida, Sarcoptiformes, Pyroglyphidae. Gene Ontology annotation, molecular function: cysteine-type peptidase activity. The record is from RefSeq and is a predicted model, not a curated record. Gene Ontology annotation, biological process: proteolysis.